AUGCACAAUAAUUCCAAUCGUCUGACUCUGAAUCGCAAGGUUGCUGUGAUGGGAUAUCCGCAUGUCGGUGAGUUUAUGUCGGGGAACUUUCUUCUCUAUAAAUUUGUUUUGUAGGAAAAUCUGCGCUCGUUCUCCGUUUCAUGCAGAAUACGUUUCCGGAAAGGUACGAAUCAACGAUCGAGGAUCAGCAUACGAAGCGUUUGACGAUAUUCCAGCGAGAUUACAACAUUCGCGUGACUGGUGGGUGAAAUUAGGAACACGUCUAGUUAGAAAAUAUUGUGAUUGCAGACACCGCUGGACAGCAAGAGUACACAGUAUUCCCGAGAAGUUGCUCACUCGAUAUCAAUGGAUUUGUCCUUGUUUAUUCGAUUGAAGAUAGAAAAUCGUGAGUAUUCCAUUAUCAGAAAGAGAUAACAAAUUCAUUUUUCAGGUUCGAUAUGUGCACGAACAUCUACGAAAAAAUUGUCAGGGUUUAUGGAGAUACCAGGUAUUUGUGACCUAAAGUGAGGCAGAUGCUUAUUAGAUUUAUUCAGCAUACCAAUCGUGAUCGUUGGAAAUAAAACCGAUCUGGCCAGCCAAAGAGUUGUGCAAAUGGAAGAAGGAGAAGCGUUGGCCAAGCAAUGGGAUGCCAAAUUCAUUGAAAUCACGGCCAGGGAACCGGUGGGAACUUUAUUUUUGCAAGAGAAUAUAAAAACAAAAAAUAAGAAGUGUGUGCUCUACAACAGAAAUAGCUCGGUUUCGCAGUUUUUGCCUUUUUUCGCAUUAAUUUUCCGUGUCCGCUCAUAAAAAGAGGAAACGCCCUGUCGGUUAGUCGACGUGUCCCCUACGGUUCUCACCACGAAAGCUUGACCGAUUCCAACAUCUUGUUUCUUGCAGAAUCGAGCGAAUGAAGUGUUCGAGACGCUUCUUCGCGAGAUAGAGAUCUCCCGCGGAAACCUGGAUCCGAGAGACCGUCGACACUACGCUCAUGGUCACAAAGGAAACAGCAAUAACGCUAGCAACAACGGCAGCUUCGCAAGCAAACUGGCAGACGGAAAAGGCUGCAGCAUAUGCUGA
Molecule: messenger RNA, 1056 nt
Organism: Caenorhabditis sp. 36 PRJEB53466
Lineage: Eukaryota; Metazoa; Nematoda; Chromadorea; Rhabditida; Rhabditidae
Source: the annotation of a GenBank genome assembly